Molecule: messenger RNA, 1524 nt
Organism: Papaver somniferum (opium poppy)
Lineage: Eukaryota; Viridiplantae; Streptophyta; Magnoliopsida; Ranunculales; Papaveraceae
Exons: 5
Coding region: 1-1524 (507 amino acids)
Molecular function (GO): protein binding
Source: RefSeq, a predicted model, not a curated record
AUGUAUGGACACAAAGAUAUGUUGUUAUUUCUAAAUACAAAAGCUAGUAGCAGAGAAAUCACAAGCAUAUCCACUCCAAUGGUUAGUCCAUUAACAAUAAAGAUUGAUGGCUCAACAACUCUUCCCGCUGCUGUUCUUAGGACUGAUGGCUCAACAAUUCUUCACGCUGCUGUUCUUUCCAAAGCUUACGUAUAUUAUAUUAUUGGAGAUGUGGCAAUAGAGAUCAUGGAGAUUUACCCUGAGCUUGCUUCUUAUAGAAAUGGUGAUGACGCCACGGCUUCACAUAUUUUAGCGCUAUCACCUUCUUCUUUCAAGAGUGGAACCAAGUAUGCUCAGCAAUACCUUGGGGCCACACCAUUUGUUUUGGUCGAAAAGGUUGCAGCUAUUAUAUACUCAUGUUUUCCAGUCCUCAAACUCAUUUACAAUGCAAAACUGAAACAUGGUUAUGCAAUACAACUCCUUAGGAUGUUACUUGAAAAAGAUUGUGGUCAGUGGACGAUGAAUUAUGGGGCCAACAUUCCCCAUGGACGGGAUGACAUAUACAAUAACUUCGAAAACCAACAUUCAUUGCCAAUAACAACAAAGGUUAACACCUACCGAGUUAAAGAGAGGCCAAUUAUCUUGGCAACUAAGUUGGGUAUAGCAGAGAUGUUCAAAGAAAUAAUUGAGGUAUAUCCGGAAUCAAUUCGAUUCCGUGAUGAAGAAGCUGGAAGAAAUUUGUUGCACUUAGCUGCGGAAUUCAGACAUGAGUCCAUAUUAGAACUCUUGAAGUCAUCAUCAACUAAUUCAAAGAGGAACUUAGACAUGUUGGUCAUUGGGAUAGAUAGAGAUGGUAACACCCCACUUCAUGCUGCUGCUAAGCUUGGAAAACUUAAACCAUGGCACAUUCGCGGAGCUGCACAAUGGAUGCAGUGGGAGUGUGUUUGGUUUCAGCGGGUAAAACGUAUGCUUCCACCUCAUAUGCUAACAAUGAAGAACUGCAAUAACCAGUAUGCUCACCAAGUGUUCACUGAAACUCAUAAACAUCUUAGAAAAGAAGGUGAGAAAUGGUUCAAAGAAGGAUCAGAGAAUUAUAUGUUCAUAUCAGCUCUAUUAGCUACUGUGAUGUUUGCAUCCGCAUUCGCUGUACCUGGGGGAAACGACUCAACAUCAGGUCGUCCAAUCCUACUCAAGAACCAAGACUUUGUAUUGUUUCUUCAUUACGUAGGUUAUUCGUUGUUCUUUUCUAUCAUAUCUUUGGGUCUAUUUCUCACCAUCCAUGCUGCUCCCUUUAACGAACAUGACUUCUUUUUGCGAUUGCCUUUAAGGUUCGUGUUUGCUGUAACUGCUUUGUUCCAAUCAUUUACUUUCACUACUUGUGCGUUCUUCCAAGCGUAUAUGCUUAUUACUGGUUGGACAGGCUCUAUGGUCUGGUUUAACAUUGACACGGGAUUAGGUUUACUGGGGCUUUUCUUUUCUGCUGAUUUGUACGUGGACAUCGUCGGGUGCUUUAUCCGUUACUUGAUCGACAUUCUCUUCAUUUAG